Peronospora belbahrii is the source of this 435-nucleotide messenger RNA. The record is from the annotation of a GenBank genome assembly. NCBI's taxonomy places the organism in Eukaryota, Oomycota, Peronosporomycetes, Peronosporales, Peronosporaceae.
AUGAAAGAUCCAAAGACAGGAAUGGACACUACUAAAACUGAAUGUGCACGCUGUCACAAACGUUUAGUUGAGAAAGACAUUGUAAAGCAGACGCAAUGUGGCCAUCUCUUCCAUGCGCAUUGUAUUGACAACCACUUGCGAACGGGUCUAUCCUGUCCUGUGUGUCACGUCCAAUUGCUUCUCCCAACUGCUACUGCUGGCUCAAUUUAUCCGGCAACUCAAUUACCUCCUCGUGCACUUCCCGUAGCGACUGCUUUUGUGCCUGCGGAAGGCACAAACUCGCGUGAUUACGCAACGUGUCGAGAAUGUGGGCAAAUGUUUUACCGUGAUCCGACCAAGGUCCGUCCUGAGACAAAUGCGUGGUAUCGCUGUGAACGUUGUGCACCAACAAAUAUUGUGGAGUUUCUUCGAGACAGUUUUUGUGUGCUACAGUAA